AUGGCAUCAGGAAAGGACACUUGUCCUAUCUCACCUAAACUGGCCAGCAACUCUUCUGAUGAGAAUUCAGAUAAGCCUGCUAAUAAGAAUAAUGAGGUUCAUUUGCCACGGUUUUCAUUAAAGCAAGAGAUGGUCCCAAGACGUUAUGUUAUGCCUUGGAAAGAAAGCAUGAAAUUCAGAAACAUUAAUCUGAAGCAUGCAGAAGCGUGUGGGAUCUAUGCUGGCCCUUUAGAAGACUCUCUGUUUUUGAAUCACAGUGAAAGGCUUUGCCAUGGGGAAGAUCGUAAAGCUGUCUCAAAGAAAGGCCCACCAGAAAUAAAAAUUGCAGAUAUGCCUUUGCAUUCACCUCUCUCCAAAUACCAAAGCACUGUGAUUUCGCAUGGCUACAGGAGGCGACAGGUGUGAUGAAAGAAGAAUAAAAUGAUAAAGUGUUUCAAUCUCU
This is a messenger RNA of Pteropus alecto (black flying fox), 442 nucleotides long. It is a transcript of the gene SPMIP10, whose product is annotated as testis expressed 43. The transcript is spliced from 3 exons. NCBI's taxonomy places the organism in Eukaryota, Metazoa, Chordata, Mammalia, Chiroptera, Pteropodidae. Gene Ontology annotation, biological process: flagellated sperm motility. The coding region runs from base 1 to 405 and encodes 134 amino acids. The record is from RefSeq and is a predicted model, not a curated record.